AUGGUGAUGAAUCUGUAUGGACAGUCAGCCCCGAUCAUGGCAAAGCUAUUCGCGACUACACUCACGGUGAAGGCUCAAGAAUGGUUCACAAAUUUGCCCCGAGGGAGCAUUGAAUCUUAUGAUCAGCUGGUGCAGAAAUUCAAUUUUCACUUCGCUAGUAAGAAGAAACAGAAGAGAUCAGCAACUCACCUGUUCAAUAUUCGGCAAAGAGAAGAUGAGACCUUGAAGAACUUCAUGGGCAGGUUCAACAAUGAAACUUUAGAAGUGCAAGAACUGAGGAUCGAUAUGCUGGUAAGUAUCCUCAUUCAUGGGCUGCGAAAGGGUCCCUUCACGUCUGCUCUCGCACGCGACCCGCCCAAUGACGUCGAACAAUUGAUGGCGCUAGCACAGAAAUACAUCGAUGAAGAGGAGAUGAACGCGAUGAAGGACUCCGAGCGGAGAGAACGCGACCACGCACACAGACGACCUCAGGAGAACAGAGAAGGGAGUAUCAGCAAGCAGAAGCCGGAUAAACGAAAGGAGCCCAAGUAUAUCCCGAAGUACCACAACUACACUCCACUGGCCAUGUCGCGGGAAAAGACUCUAAUGAUGGUGGAAAACGCCGAUGUUUUGAAAUGGCCGAGACACACGAGGUACACCCUCUCUAAAAAAUUUUCUGACAAGUAUUGCAGGUUUCACCGCGAGAGGGGUCACAAUAUUGAGGAGUGUUUUCAAUUGAAAGAUGAGAUCGAGAGGCUAGUCAGGCAGGGAUAUUUCCGAGACCGCGUCCCCCCAAAUUGCAAAAUUAGUGGGGAAGGAAGGACAAGUAGGUCGAGGAGCCGAGAUCGAGAUCGGAACCCAGAUCCCUCGAAAACUGAUAGGGCCCCGAUCGGCGGGAGGGCCAAGUGCCGGAGACUCAUGUAG
Molecule: messenger RNA, 903 nt
Organism: Sesamum indicum (sesame)
Lineage: Eukaryota; Viridiplantae; Streptophyta; Magnoliopsida; Lamiales; Pedaliaceae
Source: RefSeq, a predicted model, not a curated record